Molecule: messenger RNA, 915 nt
Organism: Theileria orientalis strain Shintoku
Lineage: Eukaryota; Apicomplexa; Aconoidasida; Piroplasmida; Theileriidae
Product: 30S ribosomal protein S15
Exons: 6
Coding region: 1-915 (304 amino acids)
Biological process (GO): translation
Cellular component (GO): ribosome
Molecular function (GO): structural constituent of ribosome
Source: RefSeq, a predicted model, not a curated record
AUGCUUUUUAGGACAAAUCGCAUAUAUGUGUGUUAUGUGCUAAUACUGUCAAUAUAUAUAUCCGAUUUGGAAUCCUUCAAAAUAAGAUAUGGAAGAGAAAAGUGUCGUAUAGAUAAGUUGAAAAGAAGAAAGGGAGUUAUAUUGGACAAGUUAAACAACUAUUUGAAAACCAGAGGUUACGGUAUAUUUAACCUGAAGGCAGUUUCUGAAGAUUCCAUAGUAAAUUCUGAGCCAAUUCCAGUUUACGAUAAUCUCUUGAACCCUUCUACAGACAAGAGUAAAUACACACUGUCGAAUAAAUCAAUUAAGAAAAGAAGAAUAAAGAAUCCUAUAGUUCCUAUCAAUUUUGAAAAGUUUAACCCGCUCUUCAGAAAGAUAUCGCCACUGAGAACAUAUAGAACCAGUAUAGACUAUAACAAUAGGCCUGGAAGGUUGGAGCCGGAUAAGUAUAGAAACGAUUUCAUAGAGUCAGAUAGCUGGGAUAUACACCCGAGUAGAAUUCGAGUUAGAGGAAAAUAUUUCUCGAAGCUGUACGAGUACGAGUUGAAAGAGCCUAUGAAGCGCCACGAAAGAGAUACAGGAUCGCCAGAAGUAGUAGUAGCAGCCAUAACAGCAAAAAUUGACUACCUUGUACACCACUUACAACAACACAGAAAGGACAAUCAAGCGAAGAGGCAGAUAACGAAAUUGGCAUUUAACCGUAGAAGGUUGUUGAAGUAUUUAUAUCGCACGAGGAGGGAAACGUAUGACAUGCUGACGGACACGUUCGAUAUACACUUCGAGGACGACUUUUCACCAUUAACUAAAAUAAUAAAGAAGAAUACACACCUAUACCAUCAGAAAACGAAGAGAUAUCGAACGGCAAAGGAGAGAAAGGAAGAUUUAUACAAGAAGUCACUUGGGAAGAAGCACUGA